CGGAUGUAAACACGGAAAGCAGGCGACGUUCGUUCGAUUUAGUAUGAUAUUAAAUAAUAGCCUAUAGCUCACUUGCUGAUAGCUGUAGAUAUUAUUUACCAAAUUUAAAUGACAACAUGAUAAAUACGCAUCAGUUUAUCCUUUCAUUGGCUGAAACACUGAUUCAUGUGAUCAGAUUGGUGAAGAAGGCACUGGACAGAAGGUUCGUGGAAGGCGCCAUUGAAGGUCACUGAAGGUCAUGGCCAGCGGCAGAGCAGACAUGCAGCUCAGGCGAGCGGAGAAGCCCUGGAAGCCGCAGCGUCGCCGUGGUGACCCAGAGGAAGGGGGGAACGACCCCCAGGAGAGUCAGACCCAGGAGCUGCUGCUGCGCGUACGGAUCGUGCUCAAUAAACUCACCCCACAGAGGUUCCAGCCACUCAUGCAGCGGCUGGCAGAGAUGCCAAUCAACUCCGAGCACCGCCUCAAGGGCGUGGUUGAGAUGGUGUUCCAGAGGGCCGUGUCAGAGCCACAGAUUAGUGUGGUCUAUGCCAACGUGUGUCACUGCCUUAAAAGGCUGAAAGUGCCCAUGGCACAUGAUCACAGCAUGACUACGAACUUCCGGAAACUUUUGCUAAACCGCUGCCAGACAGAGUUUCAGAGGAACCUGGAUGUUGACAUCUUGGAGAGGAAGCAAAUUGAGUUUCAAAUCUAUGCCUGCAUCGGGGGGGAGAAGCAACCGCGCCUGAAGGAGGUACUGGAAGAAAUUCAGGGAAAAGUUCGACAACGGUCGCUGGGCGUUGUUAAGUUCAUGGGUGAGCUGUUUAAGCUGAAGAUGCUGACUGAGGGCAUCAUCGAUGUUUGCAUCGUCAGUCUGCUGCAAAGGCAGAGGGAAGAGAGCCUGGAGUGUCUCUGUGUGCUGCUCUCUUCAACAGGCAAGGACCUGGACAACGAGAAGAUUCAACUGGACCAGCAUUUCAACCAAAUAGAGAAGAUCAUGAAGGAUAGGAAAACCCCCAACAGGAUCCGUUUCAUGCUGCAAGACGUGGUUGACCUGAGACGGACACACUGGAUUCCCAGACACAGUGAUCCCGGUCCACAAACCAUCGAUGCUAUCCGUGAGCAGGCGACGGCGGAGAAGGUGUGUGUGCGUGAGCAGGCGACGGUGGAGAAGUUGUGUGUGCGUGAGCAGGCGACGGCGGAGAAGAUGCAGAAGCCGUCCAAAAAGAAGAAGAAGGCACCCAAGGGCCGCGGGGCCAGUGUGUGUGUGCCUGACACUCUUCCCAACAUCCAGAUCCCUAAGCCUGGCACUCUGGACUUAAUUACCCAUCUGUUGGUGUUGGGGGCAGAGGGCAACAGUGGAGGAUCAGGAGCCAAACCCAACAACUCUGUGAAGAAAGGCUCUGUCCUAACUCAGAAGAAGUUCCUGUCUCCACCAGCAGCAGCAGCAGCAGCAGCAGUGGCUGUCGUUUCGCCUCUGGAGGAAGACCUGUCCUGCCCCGUGUGCUGUGACAUCUACACCGACCCCGUGGUCCUUCCCUGCAGCCACAGCUUCUGCAGGCCCUGCCUCGAGAAGAGCUGGAGGCAGUGCGUCCGACAGGAGUGCCUCAUCUGCAGACAGAAGUCCUCCACCAACAACCCCACCCCGAACCGGGCCCUGAGGAACGUCUGUGAGUCCUUCCUGAAGGAGAAGAGCUCUGGGGCUAUGGCGGUGGAGUCCUCGGUUGACACAGCAGAGACCCAUUCAGCCCUGUGCCCCGAGCACGAGGAGAAGCUCCAGUUCUACUGCCAGGAUGAGGAUCAGCUGGGCUGUGUGGAAUGUGUGAUGCAGCGGCACAAGACGCACAAUGUGUACUCGGCCAGGAGAGCCGCGAGUGAGCGCAGGGAUGAGCUGAAAUGUCUAAUAAAAUCCCUGGAGGACGACGUGAAGACAAAUAAAACUUUGCUUGAAGGAGUGAUGACACACGUCAAGGCCCAGGCUGAUCAGGCGGAGACGCAGAUAAAGGAGGAGUUUGAGAAGCUGCACCGGUUCCUGAGGGGAGAAGAGGAGGUGCGGAUAGCCGCCCUGAGGAAGGAGGAGAGGGAUAAAACCGCCGACCUGGAGGAGAAAAUUGAGGCUAUAGAGAGGGUGAUGUCAUCCCUCUCUGAAAGGAUGAGACCCAUCCAGGAGUUGAUGGAGACGGAUGAGGUGUCCUUCAUACAGACAUUUUCAGAAACAAAAGAAAGAGUCCAAGAUGCCUUUCUGCAUCCUCAGCCAGGGUUCUGGCUGCUCCUGGACGUGUCCAAGUAUGUGGACAACCUGAGCUACAGGGUGUGGGACCGAAUGAAGAAGAUGGUUGCAAACAGUCCUGUCAUGGUGGAUUCAAACACUUCCCAGGCGCAGCCAGACAUCUUCCUUCCUGAACACCUGGCCAGCUUUCCGGCUUUUUUUCUAGAACCUUCUGCCAAAUGUGAUUCAGGGGAGGUUGCUCGUAGCCCAGAGAGGAUUGCUCCUGGUUCAGGGGACAGAAGGUUCACUUCAAAAUGGAUGCAUUUGGUGGAUGAUGAUUGGUGAUCGCUGACUGGAAAUGGAUGAUGAUUUGGUGAUCCCUGACUGGAUGUGGAUAAUGAUUGGUGUUCUCUGAUUGAACAGAAAAGACUUGGAGAUUUUAGUUGGAUGCUUUUUUUCAGUUAAAGAACAUGGUUGCUGCAUUGCACAACUCUAAGAUGGUGUACUACUAACUACAUUGUAAAAAUCCAUUGGAAGGCACAAACAAAUUGAAUCUGUAAUGCUGUAAUUGCUAUGUUACUAAUGGUCCAUAAAAUGUUCUUUGAAUCACA
Messenger RNA from Clupea harengus (Atlantic herring), 2796 nucleotides. RefSeq lists its product as uncharacterized. Gene Ontology annotation, molecular function: translation initiation factor activity; mRNA binding; protein binding. Gene Ontology annotation, cellular component: eukaryotic translation initiation factor 4F complex. The transcript has 15 exons. The record is from RefSeq and is a predicted model, not a curated record. Bases 239 to 2530 code for a protein of 763 amino acids. Lineage: Eukaryota; Metazoa; Chordata; Actinopteri; Clupeiformes; Clupeidae.